Molecule: messenger RNA, 3141 nt
Organism: Platichthys flesus (European flounder)
Lineage: Eukaryota; Metazoa; Chordata; Actinopteri; Pleuronectiformes; Pleuronectidae
Gene: ptx3a
Product: pentraxin 3, long a
Exons: 4
Coding region: 214-1593 (459 amino acids)
Biological process (GO): innate immune response
Molecular function (GO): complement component C1q complex binding
Source: RefSeq, a predicted model, not a curated record
ACAGACUGAGAGAAGCAACAGAGACAAAAACACACACAUUGGCAACCUGACUGCAACUUCCUAUUACAACACACACACACACACUCACACACACACACAUAGAGAAAGCAGUAUAGUCUGAAGAGCAAUCUAGAACUCAUCAAACACACACACACAUUUACCUCUCUCUAACACACACACAUAGUCAGCAGCAGCAGCAGCAGCAGCAGCAGCAUGUUUUGGUGGAGGCUCUUCCAGGCAGCGUGUGUGCUGUCCGUGUGUGUGUGUCUGCAAGUCGCAUAUGAGGAUGAUAUCGAGGUGAACUACGCUGACCCCUUCUACAAUGAAAUCACAGGAGGAGACACACUAGAACCCACACCGACUACUCCGCCCUGCAGUUCUGGAGACCUGACCAAGUGGGACAAACUCUUCUCAAUGCUGGAGAACAGUCAGAUGAGGGAGAACAUGAUGCUUCAGUACGCUGACGAUAUCAUCAAGGUGGAGAUGGGGUCUCUGCGUGGAGAAAUGCUCAGGUUUGUAGGCCAGUAUGGCGGCUCGUGUGGGGUUGCCGUGGAGACAGCAGGAAGAAGGAUGGCCAUGCAGUUUGAGGCACGCCUCAAAGAAACCAUGGAGCGCCUCAAAAUAGCAGUUCAGUCUACUGCUGCCGCCGGUGGGAAUUCUGUCGGAGAUCCCGACAACUUGGAGUCGAUGGUGCUUCAGCUCCUCUCUGCAGCACGAGCUCAAGCUUCCCAACUCACCAAGCUGGAGACCAGCUGCUUCAGCAGCACUGGAGCUGGAACAUGGAGGAACACGAAGUCGGAAUUCCAUCUUGCAGAGGGUGGAGGGGCCGGGCCCCAGGAGCAGGAGUUCACGUCACGAGAUGUGGCUCUAGAUGGAGUGCUGGCUGCACUGAAACAGACGAGGGUGGAGCAGGAGGAGGCGCUGAGGUUACAGAGCCAAAGACACCUACCCGCAGGCUGUGACAUGGCGCUCCUCUUCCCAAUGCGUUCCCGUCGAAUCUACACUGCGGUCACACCAGAGGUUCCUCUCUCCAUCUCCUCCUUCACCACCUGCAUGUGGUUAAAGCCAACAACUCUCGCCAACAAAACCGUGCUCUUCUCCUAUGGUCACCGUCGCAACCCAUACGAGAUCCAGCUGCUGCUCGGCCAAACCUCUGCGCUCUUCACCAUCGGAGGAGAGGCUCACCUGGUGGAGGCGCGAGGUGUGGUGAAGCCAGGAGAGUGGAUCCACUUGUGUGGGGCAUGGGCCUCCGAGCAGGGUCUGGCCACCCUGUGGGUGGGUGGGGAAAAAGUGGCCACCACACCCGGAGUUGCUGAGGGACAUGUCUUACCGGAAGCUGGCUCCCUCCAGCUGGGCCAGGAGAGGAAUGGCUGCUGUGGGGGUGGCCUCUCAGGCUUUGAGGGAGGGUUCGAUCCCAGGCUGGCAUUCGCCGGGAAGAUGACGGGAGUGAAUAUGUGGGACAGGGUGCUGUCAGAGGAGGAGAUUUCCGAGCUGGCUCUGCAGAAUGGGCAGGGCUGCGAGCAGAGAGGAAACGUGGUGGCGUGGGGCAUCACGGAGAUGGUGCCUCAUGGAGGCGCUCAGUUCAUCUACUAACGGACUCUUUGUGAUUUUCAUCAGCGCCAUAAUGAUCCUCAACGUGAAUAUCAGCAACAUCCUGAUAAGUUUUCCUGCUAAAAGAGAGCAGCUUACAUUGCUUUUAUCAUCAUCGUCUUUGUCCAUGUAGUUCCAUGUUUGAUUAUUAUGUUGUUAUAAGGACUGUUUUGUUCAUCAUCUCUAUCGCUAUUCAUCACUAUUGAUAUGAACACUUAUGAUGCAAUUGAAAUCGGAUGGACAUGUUCCGAUGGGAGGAAGCCGAUGCUGUGAGAGACUGAAGUUUAUUUUUGUAACAUAACUUUUUGACCUGAGGCCACACAAACACACAAACACACACACACAAACACAUGCUCACACUGACUUAACUUCAGCUAGGAAAACGUGCAAUGCAGCAGGAAAUGUGCUGCUACAGCAUUUACCAAAGACUUAAUUAGACUGAAGGGCAGACAAAGAGUCUAUUGAUAAAAUGAAUGGGUUCCGAGCUCAUAGGAGAGAAAAUGAAAAGUUCACAAACAAUUACAAGAGAUUGUCUUUAGAGAGGCAUGUUUUUUUUUUUUUACGACAAAGCAUUUCCUCCUAUCAAUCUAGAUUUGUGCAAGUGCAGUUAAUCAAAAUUUCAAUGCAAAAUGUAUUUCCCUUAUGCAAUUUUACUCGGAAACAUUAAUAUAUAUUAAAAUAUUUACUUUUCAGUCAUGUAGGUAUUUCCCCGGGCGCCGUGCAUGGCUGCCCACUGCUCUGUGUGUCCUGCUAUGUUCACCAGAUAGGUCAAAAGCAGAGGAUACAUUUCCCUCAUCUACAUGUAGUGUGACUGUGCAUGUGUUUGGGAUCAAUAAAUGUAUUUUAUUAAAAAAAAAAAUAGCGAUGAAAGAUGACUGUCAUCUAAAUCCCCAUAACCACGUAUAUACCUAUGCGUUUAGUGGUUUUAGAUAUAUCUUGCUGAUGCAUUAAUGAUGUAUUGUAAUGUAAUGUGUAGUAGUACAAGUGAUUUACGAAAUACUCAAAUACUGAAAACUGCUGUACUUGCUUUCACUUCAAGCCCUGCCAUAUACUCAAGAAAUAGAAUCAAACAAAAACAUUAUUUUUUUAUCAACAUAAUUUUCCUGAAUUUAUGAAAGUUUAAAGCAUUUUUAAGAUACUAAGAUACUAAGAUUUAAGAUACUACAGUUUCUAAUGUGUACCCAAGUGUUUACACUCAUAUGAGUUAUGUAAUUCCACUUCUGCUUUGUUUCUUUAUUGUCCUUAGUUAUCAUUUAAUUCUAGGGUAAUAUAUGUCUUCUUUUUUGAUACUGCAUAAAGUAAUAAGAGUAAAACUGUUAUAUUUGUCAUUGGAGAUUGAGAUUGUUUUUGUGAUUGAUACAGUAACUGAGGAAAAUGUUUACACCAUCUUAUCUUUUAAGAACUAAGUCGUCUUGUAUUAUAAUGUAAAUUGCUUAUUGUUUUGUUUUCUUGUGUAAAGGUGAUAUUGAAUGUAUUUUGUACAUAAAUAUAUUUUGCAUAGCAUGAAUGGAUGAAUGGAGAGUGAGUUACGAAUAAACCUUUCAAACUAUA